CGCUGUGUGCUGUGUCCAGCAGAAUCCGGACAGCUGAUCUGAGAGCGGCGCUGAUUUACAGCGAGUUUCGCCCCAAAAACGCGUUAAGUAUCAGUAUUAUCGGCUUUUCAGGAUCUUCCGGAUCUUCAGUGCGGAUUUAAGCGUUUAUUUCUGUAAUCAGAGAUGAGAUAAUGCAGCGCGCGGACUGUACUGCAGCAGAAGCGCUGAUUUACACGAUAUUGACAUGAAGAAGGACAUAGAGGUGUUAAUAGCAGAGGAACGAGCAGAGAUCAUCUGUAAAUAUGAUAAGGGCAGAGAGGAAGGUGUUGAGAUUGACCCGUGGGAGGAUGCAGAGUACAGCGUUUACAGAUCAACCGAUCGCUUCGGCUUCCUGCAUGAGGAGGAGCUUCCCGCACCAACAACACUUGAAGAAAAGCUGAAGCAGCAGGAGAUCGAGCGCGUGCAGAAAUGGCUGAAGAUGCUGCAGAAAUGGGAGAAGUACAAGAACAGCGACCGGAUGAUGAAGAGAGUCUAUAAGGGGAUUCCGCUGAUGCUGAGAGGACAGGCGUGGAGUCUCCUGCUGGACGUGGAGAGAGUGAAGAAGGAGAAUGAAGGGAAAUAUGAGAAAAUGAAAGAGCAAGCGAGGAUCUACUCUACAGAAAUUAAACAGAUUGAUCUGGAUGUGAACAGAACCUUCCGGAACCACAUCAUGUUCAGAGAUCGAUACGGAGUGAAGCAGCAGUCUCUGUUUCAUGUGCUCUCGGCUUAUUCAGUCUACAACACGGAGGUGAGUUAUUGCCAGGGAAUGAGUCAGAUAGCUGCCAUUCUGCUGAUGUAUCUGAACGAGGAAGAUGCAUUCUGGGCCUUGUCGCAGCUGCUGACCAAUCAGAAACACGCCAUGCACGGAUUCUUCAUCCCUGGAUUUCCUAAACUGCAGCGUUUUCAGAAUCACCACGAUCAGAUCCUCUCCAAACUCCUGCCCAAACUGAAGAAACAUCUGGAUAAAGAGCAGAUGUUCACUGGGAUUUACAGCACUAAAUGGUUCCUGCAGUGUUUUAUAGACCGGACGCCGUUCACCCUGACCUUACGCCUGUGGGACGUCUUCAUCCUGGAGGGAGAGAAGAUCCUCACGGCCAUGUCCUUCACCAUCCUCAGACUCCACAAGAAGCGCUUGUUGAAGAUGUCUCUGGAGGAUCUGAGGGAGUUCCUGCAGGAGAAAAUCUCUGAAUCCCUCGACUUUACCGACGACGUCGUCAUCGAGCAGCUCCAGGCCUCCAUGACUGAACUUCGCAAAAUGAAGCUGGACCUUCCCUCUCCAGCCAAGCCUGAUGAGCUUCCGCGGAAGCCCCUUGGUCUGGAGCUGCCGGUGGUUUUGACUCCGGUUCGACCCUCCAAAUUCAGCCAAGCUGAAGAUACUCCGGAUAAGAGCCAGCUGGCCAAGAGACCCCCAGCCUCGCUCCAUAUCCAGCUGGACCAGGAGUCCAUCCUCCCCGAUCAGAGCUCUCCAGACGACAAGCAGCCGUAUCAGGACCGCGGGAACCUGUCGUCCUUCCCCUCUCCGGACCCGGUUCUCGUCCAUAACCAGAUCUUGUUCCCUCCUGAAGACGGAGGGGAGCAGCCACCACCGUAUGAACCACCCAGAAAUGGAGUUACACAUGAGAGGAACUCGCCCGGACCUGAGGAACCUUCUUUAGAUGAUUCCAAGCCUUUAGCUGCAUCUCAGGACGUUUUCUACGACGCUUUGCAGUCUGCAGAUUCUUCCUGGGCGAGUCCUGGAAAAGUCUCGCAUUCGCUAUUCGUCGCAUCGGUGUCUCGCCAGCCCUCAAACCUCUCCCAAUACGAAAACCUGCCGAAAACAGACCGCGAGGACAGAGAGAGACAGUCUGCAAUAUUGACCCAAAACUCUUCGUCUGAUUUUAACUAUUCGAUUUCCUCGUCUGCAGCAGGGCGACGGCUGCCCACCGUUCACUCAGACCCCCUGCUGGAGCGCCUACAUCACACCAACCUGCCCAAAUCUGAGACCUUUUAAAGCAAAGUCAACAAAUUUUUAUUUAAAUAUCUCUCUUAAAAAGAGCGUUUUCACACCUGUAGUUGGUUUUUCUGAUCUGAAUCAGUUGCUAAGUUUGACUAAUUGGAGCGUUUUCCACUCGGUUUGGUUUGUUUUCACACAGGCACCUAAAACCUUAACGAACACCAAAAUGCGGCAAACCAGCAAACAAGCGAGCAUGUUGUCUUCACUGAUUGGCCAAGAAAGCUAUGGUACACAUCUUACACCUCGCCAACAUUGACUUUUUUAGAUACAUUUCUGGAGUUUUGCUUGUUUAUCUUGGUAACAGAAAACACAGGAGCUCCACUGACUGAAUACAACCUAGACAGACGCCAACAGUCAGACGUUCAUCGCUAUCUUGGCAGCACAAACCCAACUUUUACAUCAACAAUAAACAGAAUAGUAAAUAAAAUAACAUUGCUGUUCCCAUUAAUGAGCUCAGUUUCCUCUGCUGAGAAGAGUUUGUUGAACACGUCCAAGUAGCUGCACCGUUAAAAUAGCAAUCCACCAAAGUCAGAGCUCACCUGACUCUUUAAGGGAAUGAUGAGCAAGAGACAUAAACCUCUGAUUGGUUUAUUUCACGUUAAACACACCCAUGAUUAUUUAAGAGAAUUAGUACAUGACUUUUGCAUUUGCGUUUCGAACCACGCAAGGUGAACUUUCCCCGUCGUUACGACAGCAAAGACACACUGACAGGCUCUAAAUCAAGCUGCACGGUGCACGGGGUACGAUUAACAACUUGUCUAUAGCAACUGCUAUAGCGUGGAGCAGCAGCAGGAAUGAAUUCGUUUAUAGCUAAGGUAGUAAUUAUCUGGGCAAUAAAUCAGGUUAAACUGCACCUGAACAGCCGAUUAGCUUAAACGUGAGAACAAACCAAUAAUUUAUCCAAACCAACUAAUAAUGCUGGUGUGUAUUUUUACCUGUGGAAGCGGGAAUUUUGCUGGCUGGUCUGUGACAUUUUUUAAUGGAUGCCAAUUUCAAUAACAGAAGCAAAUACUGAGAAUUCCACAGAUUCAGUUUUUAGUAACUGUACCAUAAUAUAAUAAUAAUACUGUGCUUUUUAGAAACUCAUUCAUGGCAGUAAGGUACAUUUAGGGUGUUAUAAGGACGAAUUUUACUCUUAUUAAUUAUUUAUUUAAUAUUUUUCACUAAUUUUCCAAUAUUUCUUUUUAUUUCUUAGACUUUUUUUUUUUUUUUUUUUUGCAAAAAUAAUUGUGGAAUUCCCCUUAAAAAAACACAAACCUGAUUUCUGUACAUUCAAUAUGAUCCAGUUCGGUGCAUAAAAGGUAAUAAGUUGUUAUAUAAAGUUUGUAAUGCAGAAAUAAGGUGUCCAAUUAGAUUUAGUAGGAAUAAUAUUCAGCAUUUUUUGUAUUAAGUACAAAAAGUAUUAAGGAGAUGCAGUAUAUUGUAUUAUUGCAUUAUACAGUAUUUGUAUUUGACUUGAAUUAAAUACUGUACCUAUUAUUAUUAUUAUUAUUAUUAUUAUUAUUAAUAUAAGGGAGGAAUUAGCCUUUAUCCGUGGCUUUGUGCUGGAAAAGUGCUGGAAUAUAAUAAUAUAAUAAUUUUGCAGUUAAUGCAGCGUUUCUAACCCAAUCUUCUUUCUGUACAGAUGUGUGUUUGUACUUGUUUUUGCGCACGAACAUUUUGUAAAUGACGGUAACGGGCUUUUUAAAGUAUUAUCGUAUUUUAAUGCUUCUAGGCUUUUGUAUUUGUAGGCUUUUAGACAUUUUGUAUAGUAGAAAUUAUAUUUAUACAGAUUGUAUGUUUGUUUUUUUAUGUUAAGCUUUGCUUUAAACUGCAGGUUUGUGUAUAUUCUGUAAUUUUCUGUACAUUUGGUCAUUAUUAUCCGAGACCACAGGCUUGUGUUGAUCUGAACUGGAUUCAGAAGGGAGGGUUUAACCAGUUUCUGCAGUUUCUGCAUGUUUUUGCAGUUACAGUCAGCUGUUAUGUAAUGUGGUUGGAAAAUAAUUAUUAGAGCCACAUUUCUGGGUAAACAGCACAACCUGGUGGACAUGUAGAGCUCUGCAGUCUUUACUUAGGGAACGCGUUAUCAUCACUGACCCCAUUUACACCCGAUCACUUCAUCUAUCGUCAAUUAGUGCGUUUCUGGGUAAAGCUAAGCCACAAACCAAUUCACAAGAUGGUCUGAGACAAACUUACACCCGAUACAAAUCUUACCACUAAAACCACUUCACAAAAUUGUCCGAGACGCAUUUAAAACAGAUACAAAUCCGACCACAAAUCCAAACCAUUUUACAAGAUAGUCUGAGACAGACAUUUAAAAUAAAUGCAAAUCUCUUUACAAAUUUAAGCCACUUUACGAGAUGGUCUGAGAUACACUUUAAAAACAGAUACAGAUAGAAUCACAAAUCCAAAACACUUCAGGAAGUGGUCUGAGACGCACAUUUAAAACAGAUACAAAUAGCAGACUAUUACUCAAAUCUCUUUAAAAGAUGGUCUGAGACACAUUUAAUACAAAUACAAAUCUGAUCAUAAAUCAAAACCAUUUACAAAGUGGUCUGAGACACAUUUGAACCAGACAGAAAUUCAAUCAUUCAUUUAAAACAGAUACAAAUCCAAGCCACUUCACAUGAUGGUCUGAGAUGGACUUAAACAGAUGCAAAUCUCUUAAUCUUCUAAUAUGACAGUUUUUCGGUACAUUUUGUCCAAUGUUUAGAUGACUGAACCAAUAGAAAUAGUUCAAAUUUACUAGGAUUACAUUUUUUUCCAUUGGUAUGGAAUGGCAAUAAAAGUUAAAAUGCAUUUUCCUUCUAUUCUAAAACUGAUUAAAAUAAAAAAGAGAACAGAUUUACUACGGGCUCAGAUUACACCUGUUGGGAUAAUUCAGAUAGUUCAGGGUGUAAAUGUGUUAAUUUACAGUAAAAUCUUAUCAGUAUUAGAAUCCAGAUUCUCAGAAUCACAUGAAGUGAUCAGGUGUAAACAGGGUCUUUAGUUUAGACUAAUUUUAGACUUCUGUUCUUCUUCAGGGUCUCUGUUUUUCUUUUGUUUUAUAUUAAUUGUAUGUUUCUGUACAUUCCUUUAUAAGGAGUUUUGAGAUCUCCAACCAAAAUGCUUUGGUUUUAUUUUCUCUGUAUAUUGUAAAGAAACUGGGCUUCAUGGAUAUGUUGAACUUUUGAUUGGCAGAAAUAGACAUUUUCUAACCUUAA
Molecule: messenger RNA, 5193 nt
Organism: Astyanax mexicanus (Mexican tetra)
Lineage: Eukaryota; Metazoa; Chordata; Actinopteri; Characiformes; Acestrorhamphidae
Product: USP6 N-terminal-like protein
Exons: 14
Coding region: 224-2008 (594 amino acids)
Source: RefSeq, a predicted model, not a curated record